AUGUGCGCGAAGCAGAGCAGAGACAUCUCCCUCGUGAUGACGUCGUUCUACUUGAAGAUCGUGGGGAUUUGGUUAGCGAAAGAUCGAUCAGAGGAAUGCCGAAGAAAGGCUGCCAUAAUCUACACAGUUUGGGUUCUUUCGUUCAGCUUGUAUAUCUUAUUGUCCGACCUAUACUAUACUUGGGGUGGAGACUUUGGCGAAUUAAUUUACGUAGCGUGCACCAUCAUGACUGUUGUGAUGGUUUUAUUCAAGAUACUCGUCUUGUUCUGGCAAAAAAAGAAAUUCCUUGAGUUGGUCGCGUACUCGAAAAAGAAUUUUUGGCAUUCGAAUUACGACUGCUACGAGAGAAUGGUUAUGAAUAACUGUAGCCGUACCUGCACGUACUUCAUUUGCAUCUUUAAUUUCUUUGCUCAAUCUACAGUUAUCAGUUACGCGAUAUGGCCAAUUAUGGAAAAUAUUGGAAAAAAUGAAUCUGAAAGGCUGCUUCCUUUCAAAAUGCAUUUCGACCUAUUAUCUAUGUCACCCUAUUUUGAGAUGAUGUUCGUAGCACAGGUUCUAACUGCAUACCACAUAGGCGUGGGUUACCUCUGCCUCGACAAUUUCCUCUGCGUCAUAAAUCUGCACGUUGCUUCUCAGUUCCGUAUACUACAGUACAGGUUCGUAAACAUACACAUGGUGAAGAUGGAAGGGAAGUCGAAGGAAGCCUCAGACUCAGCUCCGUUGUAUCAUGCAGACAAAUGUCACGAGACGUUUAAGAGAUGCAUUAAACAGCAUCAGGCACUCCUCGCAUACGGCAACAAGCUAGAGGAAGUGUUCGCGAUAGUUGUGCUGGGACAAGUGUCCCUCUUCAGUUUACUGAUGUGCCUCGACGGAUAUCUGAUACUUCUGGGUGAGUUGAGUGAAGCGAGGCGCCUGAUUUUCGUAAUUCACAUAGCAGGCUGCAUGUGCCAGCUGUUGAUGUUCACCUACAGCUGCGACUGUUUGAUUCGAGAGAGCACGCGAGUAGCUUCGGCAGUCUACUCAGGACCGUGGCUACGACUGCCGGUGAACGAAGGUGGUAGAAUGCUUAGGAAAGACAUGACGUUUGUAAUCAUGAGAUCGAGAGUGUCCUGCUGCCUGAGAGCCAGCGGAUUUUUCAUUGUGUCCCUGGAAACGUAUACUUCGGUGUUGAGUACAGCAGUGUCGUAUUUUACGCUACUGAGGAAUUACUAAAACGAAGCUCUGCGAAUGACAGAAAUUCAAACAAAGAUGACAUUUUUUGACGAUAGUAUCAUGAUUGAACAAUCUUAUUUGAAAUACUCAACGCAUCCAAUAAUUACAUUUGGA
Hylaeus anthracinus is the source of this 1326-nucleotide messenger RNA. RefSeq names its product odorant receptor 13a-like. Gene Ontology annotation, molecular function: olfactory receptor activity; odorant binding. Bases 1 to 1212 code for a protein of 403 amino acids. The transcript has 6 exons. The record is from RefSeq and is a predicted model, not a curated record. NCBI's taxonomy places the organism in Eukaryota, Metazoa, Arthropoda, Insecta, Hymenoptera, Colletidae. Gene Ontology annotation, cellular component: plasma membrane. Gene Ontology annotation, biological process: sensory perception of smell; detection of chemical stimulus involved in sensory perception of smell.